AUGGUAAGAGUACACUAUUUGAAAGUGAUCCAAUGUUUGGUAUACUGUACUAUACAUCCUUCUUUGCAACACAACAGAAACUACUUGCCAAUAUGGUUGAACUCAAUCAAAGAAUGCCAACAAUAUCAAGUGUAUUGUGAUGACAUUCAUUCAUUCAUUCACACAAGACAUAAG
Messenger RNA from Acytostelium subglobosum LB1, 174 nucleotides. RefSeq lists its product as hypothetical. The annotation marks the transcript as partial. Lineage: Eukaryota; Evosea; Eumycetozoa; Acytosteliales; Acytosteliaceae. The record is from RefSeq and is a predicted model, not a curated record. The transcript has a single exon.